UCUAAACAUGGCGAACAGUGGGGUGGAAACGGAUCUUUUGUCCGAAAUACAGAACGCUUUUCUCAGCGAAAAACAAAAUCUUGUAGUUCAAAACGUUGGAACUCAAUAUGAUCCAGUCGAAGUUUGUCUGGACAGAAGUGUGGCCGAAACAGUCAAUCAUGUCUUCAAACACAAGGUCAAUGAAGUUAAACCAGUAACAAACCAAAGGGCAUCUGGACGAUGCUGGAUAUUUGCAUUUUUGAAUGCAAUUCGCCAAAAAUUUGUGCAACACUUUAACCUGGAAGACUUUGAGUUUAGUCAACAGUUUCUCUACUUCUGGGACAGAAUUGAAAGGUCAUAUUUUUUCAUAAAUACUUAUGAAGAACUGGCUCGCAAAGGGGAAGAACCUGAUGGGCGAUUGAUGAUGUUUCUUUUGUCCAACCCUUUAAAUGACGGUGGUCAGUGGGACAUGCUUAUCAACCUGGUGGAAAAGUAUGGCCUGGUGCCAAAGGCAGUCUGGCCUGAAGCAUUUACAUCUAACAGGUCCAUGCGAUUGAGGAGGAUAAUCAAUCACAAGCUGCGAGAAUAUGCUGUGCAGCUUAAAGAACUGGUGGACAAGAAAUGCAAUGAAGAGGAAAUGAAACAAGCUAAGAAGAAAAUGAUGACAGAGGUAUAUAGGAUAACAAGCAUAUGUCUUGGCACUCCACCCAAGACUUUUGAGUGGGAGUAUAUUGACAAAAGUAAAAAAUAUUGCAAGCUUUCAGGAUUAACUCCGCUUCAAUUUUACAAUGAGCAUGUCAAACCAGUUUACAACCCGCUUGACAAGGUGUGCCUAGUGAACGACCCUCGAAAUCCUUACAACAAACUGCUGACAGUAGAGUACCUCAGUAAUAUGGUGAAUGGACGGCGUGUCUUAUACAAUAAUCAACCUGUGGAAGUUCUCAAGAAGUUGACAGCUGCGUCUCUUAAGGACAACGAGGCAGUUUGGUUUGGAUGUGAUGUUGACAAACAUUUUGAAAGAAAAAUUGGAGCACUUCAUUUGGACAUUCAUAGUUAUGAGUUGACAUUUGGCAUUUCCAUGAAGUAUUUAAACAAAGCUCAGCGUUUGCUGUAUGGUGGAUCGCUCAUGACCCAUGCUAUGGUGUUCACUGGAUUUUCCUGGGAGGAAAACACCAAAACUACAGACAAUGAAGAUCAUUCAAAACCAGUAGAGGAAGGUGCUGCAGUGGACAUUAAAACCAUGAAAUGGCGUGUGGAGAAUUCCUGGGGUGAUGAGAAAGACAAGCCAGGCUACCUUAUGAUGACGGACAGCUGGUACUCAGAAUAUGUCUAUGAGGUUGUUAUAGACAAGAAAUAUGUUCCGGAUGAUGUGUUGGGUGUCCUGCAACAGGAACCAAUAGUGCUGCCUGCUUGGGAUCCAAUGGGGUCCCUGGCGUGUGUUUCGUGUGACAAUGAGGUACAAAUAUCUCAUUUGUAAUGAUUAGUCAUGAUCUCUUGUAUUGAUAAGUUUGCAUGGCUCGUUUUCAUGGUAUUUAGCAAAUAUGUAUCUCAUUUGCGAUAAUUAGAUAAUUCACUAUUAUUCUUAUUGAUAAUAUUGUAAUGCACGUUUUUAUGAUAUGCAGCAAAUGUUGAGUGGAUAGAGGGUGAUCUCAUAAUUCUUUUCCUGGGCGUUCCGGCUGACGAUUACAUGCCACGUAUUUGAUCGAAUAAGCGCCCACGCUCUAGUAAGCGCCCUUCAUGGAACAAGCGCCCACCCCUCGGGCUAUAAUGUCAAAUAAGCGCCCCCCUCCCCCUCCUCCCUCACUUUCUUUAAAAAAAAGUAGGGAGUCAAGAAUAUCUAGCCAUGAAAAUUCAGGAAGGAAAGUAACUUGGAAGGCAAGUUUUAACUUUUUUUGUCGAGAUAACAAAAUAAAAGUAAACAAGUUUACAUUUCAGAACUUUGCGUCACGGACUUUUACACUGAGUUCAGGUGGUGAUAAACCGAACAACUUCAACAUUCUUCGAGAUAGAUAGCUCCUUGGUACUGGAAAAAAAACUGCUUCAGAUUUUGACUUCAGAUCGUAUAAGCUCCGUGGUUUCUGGAGAACCCUUGCCAUUUAUUAAAAUAUUGUUUUUAACAAGUAUUGUAAAAUUACUAAUUUCGUGAUGCAAUUUUAUGUUUUCUCUCUCUAUGAAUGGCGAAUUGUGUUAAAAAUAUUAUUACCGUAAGGAAUACAUGUUGUUCUUUCAGACGGUAAAAAAUAAGAGAUCAGUAAGAAAAGAUGUAAGUACCAGACCUGCAAUGUAGAUGGUAAUAUCGGAUGAAAAAGGAGAAUUAUAGUGACGCAGGUGACCCAAGCAUUUCUGCGAAACAUGGUGGCCUUUGACUCGAUUUAACCGAUAUCGAAGUCGUUCGGAACCAAAUUCAGACAAACCUACGGCUCUCAGCCUAUAUCAGAAUUUUUUAGUUAAAAAAAAAAAAAAAACAGCUUUCUUGUGAGAACCAGAUGUUGACAAUGAAUGCAUUGUUAGGGAUUGAGUAAUUGGCAUGCUGACUGCAGUAAUAAAACUGGAAAAAAUGAUUGCUUUUUAAGCACAUACUCGGGUGGAUUUGUAAUUACUUAUAGUUUUACCUGAUUGCAGUUUAGGCUGUGGGAUAUCUGUCUUUUCUUUAUCUUUUAUACAAUUUUUUCCUGAUUGAAUUUUCUACCCUUGGUGAUGAAAAUUGUAUUUAUUUGAUUAUGUUAUAUGACUGAUAAUUGACGGUUGUAGCUACAAGCUAUCGUGAGCAAGGAUUCUCUAAGGUAGAUCUGUAGGGGGCCAUGAAAUCGUCAUUUCUGCCCCUGUCGUUUAACAGUUGGUAAUCAUGGACUGUCAUUGUACCAACGCUGGUACCCAUAAGCUCCCAGCUCGGUUUUUUUUUUUUUUUUUUUCACCUUCUCCCUCUUCAGUCCUUAAAAAAGCGGGUGAGGAAUGCUCGGCUGAAGGUGUUAUUUGCCCCCCAAAACAGUGAACUUGUACCUCUCAGUCAUCAGAUGCUAAUGAUGUUGUACG
Pocillopora damicornis (cauliflower coral) is the source of this 3012-nucleotide messenger RNA. Its product is annotated as bleomycin hydrolase. Gene Ontology annotation, cellular component: cytoplasm. Lineage: Eukaryota; Metazoa; Cnidaria; Anthozoa; Scleractinia; Pocilloporidae. Gene Ontology annotation, molecular function: cysteine-type aminopeptidase activity. Gene Ontology annotation, biological process: L-homocysteine catabolic process; response to toxic substance; proteolysis. The record is from RefSeq and is a predicted model, not a curated record.